AUGGGAAUCAACCGAGACAGAGCCGCAGGGACAAAUCUUUUGGAACAGGAAGCGUAUACCAACGCAGUGUUGGACAAGUUCGGCAUGGCCGACGCGCGUCCGACGACAUCUCCGUCUGAGGCUGGACCGGUGUCCGUCUUGGAGGACGAGGUGUUGUCAGCGGAGGAUACCACAUAUUUCCGCUCCGCCACAGGCUCGCUUCUAUAUCUCAGCAGGUGCACAAGACCCGACAUUACUCACUCCGUGAUAGUCCUGACGCGGAGUAUGGUGAAACCAGGUCCGAGAGCGAUGCAGAAACUCAAACGCGUACUCAGGUACCUGAAAGGGACUAUAUCAAUCGGCGUACGCUACGGCGAGGAUGCCCAAGAUGGAAACGUCAUUACGGCGUUUGUCGACUCAGAUUUUGCAGGCGACCUAGACAAGGGCUACUCCACCACGGGAGUCGUGCUGUACUUCGCUGGUGGCCUUGUGGAAUGGACAUCAUCCAAGCAGACGGUGGUGGCGACCUCUUCCGUUGAAGCAGAGUUCGUGGCUUUGUCAAAGGGGUGCAACAUCAUCAAGUACUUCCGCCACCUGCUGGACACCAUAAAUCAGACUCACGAAGAAGCAACCGUAGUGUGGGAGGACAACUCGGGAGCUCUGAAAUUAACUCGCAGCUUCCGUAUCACCCCAAGGACUAAGCACAUUGACGUAAAGUUUCACCACGUAAGGUCGCUGGUAACUGAUGGAGUCGUAGACGUGAAGCAAAUAUCGACGUCGCUUCAGAAAGCGGAUAUUUUUACGAAAGGGCUAAACCCGUCGGAGUUUCUCCGCGCCAGUGGCAUGCUGUUAGGAGUUUGA
Ectocarpus sp. CCAP 1310/34 is the source of this 840-nucleotide messenger RNA. Lineage: Eukaryota; Phaeophyceae; Ectocarpales; Ectocarpaceae. The record is from the annotation of a GenBank genome assembly.